AUGCGAAAAAGACAGUUUCUCAAAAGAAUCUCCUGGUAUAAAAAAUAUUAUGGCAUUUGUAAGGAAAGUGUAAAUUCUGAUUCAUAUCUUAUGGAUAUUGAUAAAUUAAAUUCCAAAAUAAAAAGUGAUGCAGAAAAAUAUUUAAAAGCAGAUGUGAUAGACUUGGUGUCUAGUGAUGAAAAUGGUAUUGAUGAUGGGGAUGACUCUCACAUAUCUUACUCAUGUAACUCCUUUCACAGCCAUGAUAAAGAAGAUAUAGUAGUCAUAGUAGCAAAUAGUGAUUCUGAAGAUGAUGAUUACUUUGCAAAUUUAAAGCCAAAAUGUUGUAUAAACAAAAUUAAGUUGCCAGAAAAGCUUAUGCUCACAACACAAGAAAGCUUUUUCUUGUUAUAUGGCCUUGGAUGUUUACAAAUUUGCAGCCUUGAUAACAAUGCUCUAAGUAUAGAACAGUGUUGGGAGUUAUUUACUGAAAAUGAUAAAUACUUUAUAGAAAAAUAUGUUGUGUACCACUAUUUUAGAUCUAAAGGGUACAUAGUGAAGUCAGGUAUUAAAUUUGGCGGUGAAUAUCUUUUGUACAAAGAAGGUCCUGGAAUAAACCAUGCAGACUUUAUUGUUUUAAUAAAAUAUUCUAAUGAAAAAUAUGACUGCAUUUCAAUGUUAGGUCAUGUGAGAGUGGCUUCAACAACAGUAAAGGAAGUGUUAAUUGCAGAAGUUAUUAAGCCUAACAAGGAUUCCCAUAUACUGCUACAAGAUUUGAGUGAUUAUAGUGUACGGGAGCUAUUAGUGUCAAGAAACAUUCCAAUAACAAUAAAUGAUGAUAUUGAGUAA
Parnassius apollo (apollo) is the source of this 828-nucleotide messenger RNA. Lineage: Eukaryota; Metazoa; Arthropoda; Insecta; Lepidoptera; Papilionidae. The record is from the annotation of a GenBank genome assembly.